AUGGCAAAUUUACAUUUGAACUAUUCAGUUGAUUAUGAUGUUAAAGACCUACUUGAAGAUCUCAUCGAUCAAAUUCAUCUUAUGAAUACACUUUGUGAAAAUAUAUCAAUUAAACUUGAGCCACGUCAUCAUAAAAAGUUUAGAAAAAUAAAAAAUCAAUCUAUUACAAGAAAAAAAAAACAACGUCGAAUUUUUUCAAGUUCUGAAGAUGAUAGUACAUCAUCAUCCGAUGAUUCGUUUCUAUCUGAAGAGAACAAUACACUUCUCAAUGAAGAUUCAGAUGAUGAUGAUGAACAAAAAGCACUUCGUAAUUGUCAUGGUCCACGUACACGUAAUGAAGUUGUUAUUGAUGAACUUCCACCAAUUGAAAAUCUAACAAUUACACUUAGUGAUGAAACGCCUAUUGAAAAACUUGGAUAUGUUCGUCAUAUUGUUGAUGGAAAACUGGUAAUUAUUGAAUCAUUACUUCAUUCACCACCACUUAAUGAUGAUACUGUUCUUUUUAAUCGUGAUCGUCGUUCAAUUGGACUUAUAUUUGAAACAUUUGGACCAGUUGAAAAGCCAUAUUAUUCUAUUCGUUACAAUGAUAUUAAUAGUAUUCAUCAACGUCAAAUAGAAGUAAAUCAAGAAGUUUUUUAUGCACCAAAAGAAACAACAUAUACCAAAUAUGUCUUUGUACAAGAAUUAAGAGCAUUAAAAGGUUCAGAUGCAUCAUGGGAAGAUGAUAAUGAACCACCAAAAUUCGCUAUUGAUUAUAGUGAUGAUGAACAAGAACGUGCAGCUAAAGCAUUACAACGAGGAAAAAGACAUAUAGAAGAAAAUACUGAUGAACAAAUGACCGAUAUUAGAAAUAAUGAUGCUGCUAGUAUUUCUUCAAAUUAUUCGAAUUUCGAACGUGGUCGAGGUCGGGGUCGUAGUCGAGGAUUUCAUCAUGGUACUAAUAAUCGACCUCCACCAAGUUUACCUAAUUGGUUUCAAAAUACUUCUAAUUCAACUUCUUUUCAAUAUCGAUCAACAACAUCACAACAACAACAACAAUCACCUAGACAAAACAACAAUAAUAAUAAUACAGCUGUUUCUUCUUCAUUUUCAUUCUCAAGCACGGCAUAUUCUGGCAAUAAUAAUUCAAGUGUACGACCAACACAACAAUCAUUUCAAGGAAAUAAUUCUACUUAUAGUGUUUUUCCAUGGAUGUAA
Messenger RNA from Rotaria sp. Silwood2, 1197 nucleotides. Lineage: Eukaryota; Metazoa; Rotifera; Eurotatoria; Philodinida; Philodinidae. The record is from the annotation of a GenBank genome assembly.